AGUUGGAGGAGGAGCAGCAGCAGCAGGAGAGGGAGAGGCAGUGCUGGGAAGUGAAGCCUCGGCAUUCCUGGCAUCGCUGCAUGCAUUGAGUGGCCGACCAGAAGACUGCCACAAUUCCUCUGCAGCACCACACCUUUUUCCUUCACAGUUCGCCCUCCUCCCACCUCUGCCCACCUACCGCCCAUCGCUAUCCACGUUCCCCCCAUCAUCGACACCCACCUGCCUCUCACUCGCGGAGACAACUGACAUCCGCCUGCCCCCCCUGUCAGCGGGGCAGCGCUUCUGCCAUGCGUACCGGGUGGUGCUGCUGAUUGACAGCCGGGAGAAGGGGGCAGCACAGCUCACGGAGUUCCUCACUAGAGUGGAAAAGCUUCCGGCACAGCAUUUGACUCCUCACCCCUUCCCACCUCACCCCUUCCCACCUCACCCCUUUCCACCUCACCCCUUCCCACCUCACCCCUUCCCACCUCACCCCAUCCCACCUCACCCCAUCCCACCUCACCCCUUCCCACCUCACCCCUUCCCACCUCACCCCUUCCCACCUCACCCCUUCCCACCUCACCCCUUCCCACCUCACCCCUUCCUACCCUCACGCCCUUCCUACCCUCACGCCCUUUCUACCCUCACGCCCUUCCUACCCUCACGCCCUUCCUACCCUCACGCCCUCCCUACCCUCAAACCCUACUCUCUCGCCCUAACCAUUCCUGCCCUCCUCGCGCACACUCUGGCCCUCCUCAGUCUAAUUCAUAACCCCCCCAACCCCACUCCCACCUGCUGUCAUCACCACCAGGUCGCAUCUCUGCCUAAGCGCCAUCCCUUUCAUUCGUGGCGCCUGCCUGCGGCCAUCACCAUCGGGUCGCAGCACUGCCUGUGGGAGAUGCCUUUUAGCCCCCUCCUCACCUUCCCCGCUCCCGAGUGCUACCAUCAGGUGGCAGCACUGCCUGUGGGCGAUGCCCUUUGGUGGGUAGCGGAGCGCAAGAGAGUGGAUGACUUGUGGCAGUCAAUCAAGUCAAAGCGAUUCAAGGACCAGAAACUGAGGAUCAAGCCUUCUCAUGCUCAUAAGUACACGUUUCCUCUUCUUCCUCUUGCACCUCUUUGGCCCUUCUCUCUUUCCCCAUCUCAGCACUGUGGUCUUCGCCGCCCAAUCUACGUGGUGGAGGGCAAUCUGGACGCCAGCAACGGAGCGGAGAGCCUGCGCACGGCGUACGUUGUCUCUUUCUCCAUCUCAUCCGUCCAAACAUUAGUGCACGACGGCUUUGACGUGCAUCACACCACGUGCAUCGCUCACACGCGCCGCCACUACGCUCAUCUCACUCGGGCCAUCACUGACAUCUGCAACCACCUCUCCACCGCACCCCACCACACAUCCUCGACUCAGAUGCCCCACUCUCCCGCACUCCAUGCCCCGUCCUCCUCUCCCACUCCUCGCGACUGCUGCGUCACCUUUGAUCAAUUUCUGGAUGACUGCCGAUCCUCACAGGCUCUCUCAGUGGGCGAUGUCUUUGGGCACAUGCUGCUGCAGGUGGGCUUUAAGUGUGCUGGCCUCACAGUGUACACGAGGCCACAACAUUCCUGCACCACCACACUCCAUUCCCGUCUCUCCGCUCCCACCCCGUCCCUCUUGUCACGUGUCAUCUUCCCCCUCAUCCCGUCAGGUGUGGGGCCUCACAGUGGGUAUGCCUCGGCCAUCCUCCGCCACCGUACUCAUCCCCAUCUCUCCACUCCAACCCCGUCCCUUUUCCACGUGCUACCUUCCUCUGCAUCCCAUCAGGUGAGAGGCCUAACAGUGGACAUGGCUACGGCCAUCCUCCGCCGCUACCCCUCCCUGCCGGUCCUCCACGCUGCCUACACCUUCCUCGUGCGUCCGCCGUUCCCCUCUUUUGCCUGCAUUGCAAUUCCCUACUUGACUUAG
Closterium sp. NIES-65 is the source of this 1912-nucleotide messenger RNA. NCBI's taxonomy places the organism in Eukaryota, Viridiplantae, Streptophyta, Zygnematophyceae, Desmidiales, Closteriaceae. The record is from the annotation of a GenBank genome assembly.